Pistacia vera is the source of this 1836-nucleotide messenger RNA. RefSeq names its product phospholipase A1-Igamma1, chloroplastic-like. The record is from RefSeq and is a predicted model, not a curated record. The coding region runs from base 143 to 1720 and encodes 525 amino acids. Gene Ontology annotation, biological process: lipid metabolic process. The transcript has a single exon. Gene Ontology annotation, molecular function: glycerophospholipase activity. NCBI's taxonomy places the organism in Eukaryota, Viridiplantae, Streptophyta, Magnoliopsida, Sapindales, Anacardiaceae.
AUAUAAUAUAAACCCAUCAUUUAUUAUCAUUUACACACCAAAUCCAAAAACUUCAGUUUCUUUUUUAUCUUCAAACUCAAAACGCUUUCCCAGUCUCUUUCUUCUUCUUGAAUCAUCUUCUGUUUAUCAGAUAACUAUCAUAAUGGAAAUGUCACCUAUGAGACAUGUUAAAAGGGAUAAGAAAUCAAGUGUAAGAAGAAGCAGAAGGAGGGUAUGGAAAUUGAAGAUUAGUCUCAGUUGGAGUGCCAUCAAGAAGGCAGUAAUGGGGAGCUUCAAGCCUCACCAUUUUCAUCUGAGCUGCGGCCCAAGCAUCAAACAACUCUCCAACAUCGGAGUCCAUAAAGACGCCAUUAACGCGCCUAAUCGCACAAAGAAAAGCCCCACCAAACCUCUGGCCGCCCUCCUUCUUAAGUCGUAUUCUGCUUCUGAUUUUAUUGACUAUGGCGACCACAUGACUCCGACUAAAUCCCCUAGAGAAAAUAUCUCAACAAACUGGCGUGAAAUCCACGGCCAAAGAAACUGGGACGGUCUUCUUGAACCACUCCAUCCCUCACUCCGACGAGAGAUAAUCAAAUAUGGAGAAUUUGUGGAAGCAACUUACGAUGCCUUCGAUUUCGAUCCCUUAUCAGAAUUUUGUGGAAGUUGUAGAUAUAAUAGCCAUAAGCUUUUUGAAGAAUUAGGCCUUACUGGGAAUGGUUACAAAGUUACCAAGUACAUAUACGCCAUGUCUCAUGUAGAUGUGCCUAAAUGGUUUGAGAGGUCCGAAUUGGGCCGAACUUGGAGCAAAGAUUCAAAUUGGAUGGGCUAUGUCGCAGUGAGCAGCGACAUAGAAACCGAAAGAAUUGGCAGGAGAGACAUAGUCGUGGCGUGGCGCGGCACUGUGGCGCCAAGCGAAUGGUUCAUGGAUCUCAAAACAAAGCUAGAUAAAUUCGGAAGUAAAAAAUUAAGAAUCCAUGUCCAACACGGGUUCCUCAGUAUCUACAAAUCCAAGAGCGAGAAAACAAGAUAUAACAAGCUAAGCGCGUCGGAGCAAGUGAUGGAAGAGCUGAACAGACUAGUAAAUUUUUUCCAAGAAAGAGGCGAAGAAGUGAGCUUAACGAUUACAGGCCACAGCCUCGGAGGCGCAUUGUCACUGCUCAAUGCAUAUGAAGCUGCAACUACGUUUCCUCAUUUAUUCAUUAGCGUCAUUUCAUUCGGGGCGCCAAGAGUUGGCAACAUCUUCUUCAAAGAAAAGCUGAGUGAAUUGGGAGUGAAGACGCUUCGAGUUGUUGUGAAACAAGAUAUUGUUCCGAAACUGCCAGGACUUGUGUUCAACAAAAUUCUUCGGAAGCUGAAUCCGAUAACAGAGAGAUUGAACUGGGUUUACAGGCAUGUUGGAGUACAAUUGAAGAUUGACAAGGUGAUAUCGCCUUAUUUGAAGCAAGAUUCAGACUUAUCAGGGAGUCAUAAUUUGGAACUUUAUCUUCAUGUUUUAGAUGGGUAUUUGAGCAAUAAAUCAAAGUUCAGAUGGAAUGCAAGGAGAGAUAUUGCAUUGGUGAAUAAGAGUGGUGAUAUGUUGAUAGAGGAGUUGAGAAUUCCAGAGUUUUGGUACCAAUUGCCUCAUAAAGGACUUGUGUUGAACAAGCAUGGAAGAUGGGUGAAACCUGGAAGACAACCUGAAGAUAUUCCUUCUCCAUUUCCCAUUGAAGCAUCAACUCGUGUCUUAGCUGUAUCUACUUGAGGAAAUCUUUCUAAAUUAACAAGUCUGAAUUUUUAACAGAUUUUUUACUUUAGUUUUAUUCUUCAUUUGAUUUGUAUUUCUACCAGAAUUGUUUAUAAAUGAGUAAUUAAUUUUAA